UGAACUGUUUAGUACGUUUACCUACGCCUAGAAGGUUUCUUCUUACCGUUUUUCGUGCGUUUCUUUUCUUCUUGUCAGUUGUAUACAGUGUCUUCAAACUUACGAGGUACAACAGAAAAUUCCGUUAGUGGUUUGGUGUGUAAACAAAGACCGUCAUUGAGUUUGAUGAAUAUCGCAACUGUGUGAAAAGUUAAAAAGACAUUCGAAAUUUCGAUUCGAGUUGACAACACUACUGCAUCUAUUACAUUUAUAAUAACGGCGAUUGACUAUGAUAAGCUCUCACCAACAGCAUCCCAGCUAUGGGUUCCUCUCCGGCAUGGACCUCCAUCCCGUUCACCAUGUGGGCCAGGAUAUGAACCAGCAGACACCAACCUCACAGGAUCAACACAUCAAGAGGCCUAUGAACGCGUUUAUGGUAUGGUCUCGGAUUCAAAGAAAAAAGAUCGCAUUAGAUAACCCUAAGAUGCAUAAUUCAGAAAUAUCUAAACGACUUGGUGCGGAAUGGAAGCUUCUCUCUGAUACGGAAAAACGACCCUUCAUCGACGAGGCAAAACGCCUGCGUGCCGUGCAUAUGAAGCAGCAUCCAGAUUACAAGUACCGUCCACGAAGAAAACCGAAGAUUCCAGUAUCCAUCGGUAAUGUUUCUCAUCAUCACCACCAUCCACAUCCUCUCGAUUAUCCGCCCCUGCCGCCCUACUUUGGAUCCGCCUUCGACGCCGUCCACUUGAGCAAGCUGGUAGCUGGUAGUGGGACAGGAUCGCCAUCGACAAACGCGGCAGCAGAUGCGGCCAACAAUAACGCAGCUUCCGCGGCAGCAGUAGUCAGUAGCUUCUACUCGGGAUUCUAUUCCACAUCUCCGACAACAGCUAAGCCGUAUCCGACGACGGCGUCUCAUCUGGGACCACUAUUUCCAACUGGGCACCACAGCGUACCUGCAACUACGGCUCACCCACAUUUAAUGUUUCAAUCUACUGCGGCAACUGGCCCCGGAAGCAUUGUAACAACAACCAGUAGUCCUGGAAGCAGUCCAGGAUCUACUCCUAUACCAUCGUCCCAUCAGCAUGUCCCUACAUCGGCUACGUCGACCACAUUGGAUAUGGAACAACUACGUCGACCAGUCCCCGUGAUAUUUUAAACCCAUCGAUUUAGACAAAAAGGAAGGUUAGAAGGAGCGGAAAACUUGCAUACAUUCCAGGAACAAGAAGAGAUUAACGAAUGAAAAGCAAAAAAGUUGCAAGAAGAGAAGCAGAAAAACAGACGAAACACAAAAUUUGAGAUUCGUUUACGAACUAUUAUGAUGUAACUCUAUCAGAAUAGGUAGGAUCGUGCAAAUUUAGUUUUUAAAAAUCGUAUAUUGUGAUCACAUUCAGUUCAUAUCAUAUUUCUGAACGCAUUUAUGAUCUCCCGUGCGGGAAACGGCGUAAUAUACUUAUAUCGGCGGCGCUCGAGAGCUGAAACACGAGUUACAUACGAGAAACAUCGAUGAACUGAACGCACACAAGGGGACACAACCGUGGGAAUCUUCUUACCGACUAUGAAUUAGUUUACUGACCGUAGAGUGGGAGGGGGAACGGAGGCGUGAUUUUCAAGGUCGAUCGAUUCGGGGUUCGGGAAAGGCUUGCCGGCAACCACGCGGAUAAUUGAAUUAGCAUAUUAAUGCGAUGGAACAAAAGAGCCGUUUAGGCCCGGGAUUCCUUUUGCUUUAUUGAAUGUGCUUCAUUGUAUACUCAAAUUGUACAUGAAUAGACGGUGCCCUCCUCCCGUGAGAUGAACUGUAUUGUUUUCAAAUAAUGUUUUCUAAUUGCAGAUAUGCCUUUUAUGGUCAUCAAUACCAAAAGAGAUCUUGACCUGUGUGAAUGAUAUCGAGAAAAUGCUUUCGAACACCCGCGGCGCGGCGCUCUUGAGAUCACUUCUGGCGCGCCACCUUUCUCCGAGCUCUAGGCCUUACGAUCUAUUGUUCUACUCCUUUGAUUUCGAACAGGCCUCGUCUUACCUACGUCGGUGAAAAUGGCUUGGUCCGUCCACGCUUUACGCCCCAUUGCUCGUUCUUAACUCUCGAGCGUUACCAUAUAUCGUUUUAAUAUAUCGUUUCUACAAUUGUAAAUAGUCCGUAAAAUACACGAAUUGCGUAGGUUAAGCGUGCGAGCCGUGGUCGCUUAUGGUUUUAAGAAAUUAGAUAUUUCGUAAAACAGCGCGUCCUGUGUAUCCGUUAGAUCUUAUUUUGCUCAAUAACUACUCAUUCGUAUUCGGCUAAGCAAGUAGACAGAUUGAAAAUUUUUACUCAAAAUUUCAAAAAACUCUUCAGUAUAAACGUGUACAAGUAAGAACUGCAUAAAAAACAAGUAAUGACUAACGUAGAGCGAGAUCUACGGACAGCAGGCUCCUUCUUAGCAAACGAUCGUAUCAUCUAUCUUGAAGACCUAAAAAUACGAAUUUGUGAAAAGCAAGCGAUUUCCUACUCUGUUAUGGGGUUUAAUUUAUAUUGGUUAAUAUUCGGGGAAUUAUAUAUUAAAUUAUGUUAUAUAUUUACGACUAUCCCCGGGAAUGGUGUUUCCAACGACAAACGAGAAAAAAUUCAAGGGUUUUAUGUAUUAUGCUAUUAGCAUACACGGUUGUAUCUCGACAAUAAUUACUUUUAACGAAUUAAUCAAACAAUUUUUUUCCUAAAAGUACGUAUAGGUACGACAGUAAGGAUAUGUAUUGUCUUUGAGUCGGUUCUUGUUAGUUAUUCGCAGCAUCAUUUUAUUUAGCUCAUCUUGAAAGCAUUUUGACUGUGGUCCGAAUGCAAAUGGACCAGUCGUUAACUGUGAUUUUAUUGCGAGAGUCCACGUAUACUCGUAUUUCUCACGGGUGCUUAUGACAAAUCCACGCGUACGUGUUUUUUCGUAGUUUUAAAUAGUUGACAUUUCUGUACCACUUGUUCUGACUAAAGCACGCACACGUACGAUAUUGUUGCAUCGUAAUUGAAGUUAUUUAAAGGGGGGAAAGAAGAGAGAGAUAGUGUCUGAAAAAUACAUUCGUGUAUUAUAAUAAAUUUUCAUUCCUUUAAUCCUCCUCGAUCUUUAUCUUCAUUCUUUUACUCCUAGUUUAAAUUUGUUUAUGUAUGGAAUAUAUGUAUAAUACUAGCUAUAUGUUUAAUGUUACGUACACACGUUUUAAUAUUGUAGUGUAUAAGUGCGAGAGCGAAAACCAAAAUUGUCGAUAUGAUCGAUAAGAGUGUAUAUAUGUACAUAUAUGAGUUCGUCCAUCAUACGUGUAUACAUGUGUUAAGUCUAGGUACAAUUUGUGUUUCGUUAUGAAUAAAUUGUUAUUAUUUGACGAAGCACGGCUGUGUAAAACGCAUCCGUCUAAUGUGAAUGAUGUUCGUUGAGCGAUCGAUCGAAAUUCACACGAGCUGGUAUCAUUUUUAACAGUGAUUUAUCAAACAGAGAAAAUUUUAUUAUCGACAACGGUCAACGACGGGGGUCGAUAAA
Molecule: messenger RNA, 3473 nt
Organism: Bombus pyrosoma
Lineage: Eukaryota; Metazoa; Arthropoda; Insecta; Hymenoptera; Apidae
Product: transcription factor sox-3-like
Exons: 2
Coding region: 269-1135 (288 amino acids)
Biological process (GO): regulation of DNA-templated transcription; anatomical structure morphogenesis; cell differentiation
Molecular function (GO): RNA polymerase II cis-regulatory region sequence-specific DNA binding; DNA-binding transcription factor activity, RNA polymerase II-specific
Source: RefSeq, a predicted model, not a curated record